ACACACACACACACGCGCGCACACACACACCCCAUUGAUCAAUAUUUGGCUGUCUUGCUGCAACUUGCUGCAGUCUUUUAAAGGAGUAGUAGAGAGAGAGGGAGAGAGAAAGGGGAACUGACAGGAAGGGGUAAGGAGCUACACAUGUCACAUGUGCUUUCUAAGACGGCCAGGAGCAUCUGCAGGCUGGAUCUGGUGGAGGAUGCUGCGGCAGGUGAUACACAGAGGGCUCCAGUCGUUUUUCUACAAGCUGGGCUUAUUCGUGAGCAGGCAUCCGGUGUUUUUCCUCACUGUGCCCGCAGUCCUGACCAUCAUCUUCGGCUUCAGCCUGCUCAACCGCUUCCAGCCUGACACUGACCUGGAGAGCCUGGUAGCCCCCAGCCACAGCCUGGCCAAGAUCGAGAGGAGCUUAGCCAGCAGCCUUUUCUCCCUCGAUCAAUCCAAAAGCCAGCUGUAUUCGGACUUGCACACCCCGGGGAGGUAUGGCAGGGUGAUUCUCCUCUCCAAACCCGGAGGCAAUAUUUUGCAUCAGGCUGAUGUGAUCCUGCAGAUCCACCGAGCCGUGCUGGAAAUGAAGGUGAACUACAAAGGCUAUAAUUAUACUUUUUCCCAUCUGUGUGUGUUGAGAAAUCAGGAUAAGAAAUGCGUGCUGGAUGAUAUUAUUUCAGUGCUAGAGGAUCUGAGGCAGGCUGCCCUCUCCAAUAAGACAACAGCCAGGGUGCAAGUGAGCUAUCCCAACACUAAAUUAAAGGAUGGAAGGAACAGUUUUAUUGGCCACCAGCUCGGAGGGGUCAUGGAAGUGCCAAACAGCAAGGACCAGAGAGUCAAAUCAGCCAGAGCCAUCCAAAUCACUUACUACCUCCAAACGUAUGGCUCUGUCACCCAGGACCUCAUUGGGGAGAAGUGGGAAAGUGAAUUCUGUAAACUGAUGCACAAGAUGCAGCUGGAUCACCAAGAUCUGCAGCUCUACUCACUAGCGUCCUUUAGCCUCUGGAAGGACUUCCACCAGACCAGUCUCUUGGCCAGGGGCAAAGUUUUGGUGAGCCUGAUGCUGAUUCUCCUGACUGCUACCCUCUCGAGCUCCAUGAAGGACUGCCUGCGUAGCAAACCUUUCCUGGGACUCUUGGGAGUACUCACUAUCUGUAUUUCCAGUGUCACUGCGGCAGGGAUAUUUUUCAUUACUGAUGGAAAAUAUAAUUCUACUCUGUUGGGAAUCCCUUUCUUCGCUAUGGGUCAUGGAACCAAAGGAGUGUUUGAACUUCUUUCAGGAUGGCGUCGAACCAGAGAGAAUCUGCCAUUCAAGGACAGAGUAGCAGAUGCCUAUUCAGAUGUCAUGGUCUCCUACACAAUGACAAGCUCCUUGUAUUUCAUAGCCUUCGGCAUGGGUGCAAGCCCUUUCACCAACAUUGAAGCUGUAAAAGUCUUUUGCCAGAACAUGUGUGUCUCUAUCCUGUUGAACUACUUCUAUAUCUUCUCCUUCUUUGGCUCCUGCUUGGUCUUUGCCGGCCAGUUGGAGCAGAACCGUUAUCACAGCAUCUUCUGCUGUAAAAUCCCUUCAGCCGAGUACCUGGACCGGAAACCUGUGUGGUUCCAGACCAUGAUGAACGAUGGCCAUCAGCAUACUUCUCAUCAUGAGACCAACCCGUACCAGCAUCAUUUUAUCCAGCAUUUUCUCCGAGAGCAUUACAAUGAGUGGAUUACCAACAUCUAUGUCAAGCCAUUUGUGGUGAUACUGUAUCUCAUCUAUGCCUCUUUCUCCUUUAUGGGGUGCUUACAGAUUAAUGACGGAGCCAACAUUAUCAACCUUCUUGCCAGCGAGUCUCCAAGCGUCUCCUAUGCCCUCAUACAGCAAAAGUAUUUCAGCAACUACAGCCCAGUGAUAGGUUUCUACAUUUACGAACCUCUGGAGUACUGGAAUGGCACUGUGCAAGAAGACCUAAAAACACUAAGCCAGGGGUUCAAUACGGUUUCCUGGAUUGAACAAUAUUACCAGUACCUUCGAGUGGGUAACAUCAGUGCAACCAACAAAAGUGACUUUAUCAGCAUCCUCCAGAGCUCCUUUUUAAAAAAGCCAGAAUUCCAGCACUUCAAAAACGACAUCAUUUUCUCCAAAGCUGGAGAUGAGAACAACAUAAUUGCUUCUCGUUUGUACCUGGUGGCCAGGACUAGUGAAAACACACAGAGGGAGGCGGUAGAAUUGUUGGAGAAGCUGAGGCCACUCUCUCUUAUACAGAGCAUCAAGUUCAUUGUGUUCAAUCCUACAUUUGUCUUCAUGGACCACUAUGGUUUAUCAGUAACUAUGCCUGUCCUGAUUUCUGGUUUUGGCAUCCUGCUGGUGUUAAUACUGACCUUUUUCCUGGUUAUUCAUCCUCUGGGAAAUUUCUGGUUAAUUCUCAGUGUCACCUCAAUAGAGCUGGGUGUCCUUGGCUUGAUGACCUUAUGGAAUGUAGACAUGGAUUGCAUUUCUAUACUGUGCCUUAUCUACACUUUGAAUUUUGCCAUAGAUCACUGUGCACCCCUGCUUUAUACAUUUGUACUAGCUACAGAGCACACCCGAACUCAGUGUAUAAAGAACUCCCUCCAAGAGCAUGGGACAGCCAUUUUGCAGAACGUUUCUUCUUUUCUUAUUGGGUUGGUCCCCCUUCUCUUUGUGCCUUCAAACUUGACCUUCACACUGUUCAAAUGCUUGCUGCUUGCCGGCAGUUGCACACUUCUGCACUGUUUUGUUAUUUUGCCUGUCUUUCUAACCUUUUUCCCACCUUCCAAAAAGCACCACAAGAAAAAGAAACGGGCCAAAAGGAAGGAACGAGAAGAGAUUGAAUGCAUAGAGAUUCAGGAGAAUCCUGAUCAUGUUACAGCAGUCUGAAAGGCUUAGAAAAAAUAGUAUAUUCUCUUUUUAAAAAAGCGUUGCACAGAGAUGCAGGGAAAAUAGAGCAAAGAUCUCAGCUGCUUGUGCUGGCCAGGUCUGACAAGGCAAAGGAAGAUCAAGAAGGGGUAUUCAUGACACAUCAAGGUGCAAACUUUUUUUAACAAAAAUAAUGAAAGUAAAAAUAAUCUCAAAUGUUUCCUUUGAAUCCUCAUUCUCCACCAGGGAAGAGUCUGUUGGCCAUUAAGUGUUCCUGAAUCUCAAACUGUAGCUCUGAUGGGAAUUGCCUGAUCUGUCAUAUGUAGGACUGAAGCAAAGGUGAAAAAAAGAGUUACCAUUAAGUAAACAGUAGGGAAAAAGGCAGAUUUGUUUGGUAAAAUCGUCCAUGGAAAAGAAAAAGAACAACAGCAUUUCAAAUGAGAAAAGGGAACAAGACCAAGAGAGAUAAAAAAAUGCCAUGGUAUUUUUUUCUUAUUUUCUUGAGCAAGUUGGUUAAGAUGAAACUUAUGCACUUGGGAAGUAGAUGUUAAAAACAAUCUAAGCCAAAGUACUUCCCAGUUCUAGUGUACCAUGCGUAUCUGUAACACCACAAUUAGAGUUUUAUUGUGAAUAUGGAUGGCAAAGCUAUACGGCUAAGGGAUAGACGUACUGUUCAUAUAGGAGAAGAAUUAAUCAUAGCCAUUUGGAAAUUUAACAUUUAGUUUCUUUAAAUGUGACACAUGACCUUUAUCUCAAGAGGUCACAGCUGGUAGUUAAUACCGUACACACAUUUUGGUAUUUCUGAGUUGUGAAAUCCCCCUUGAACGAACAGAUCUCACAAAACUAACCCAGGCCAUUACCACUGCAGCAGUAUUUGCAGUUCCUGCAGUGUAACACUUCUGAAUUCUAAAUUCUGUGUUGACAUUAAAUACUGAAUAUUAAUCAAGCAGGCGCUUUAAACGUAAUGAUGGAUUGCAUAUCACAGGCAUAAUGUGAUCGUGUAACAGCUGAGUCAGCUCUGGAGCACCUGCACAGUAUUAUCAUUAUAUAUCUGGUCCAACGGACGAAGGGAUAUGUUUGCUGGUCCCUGCAAUAUGCUACAGGAAGUGGGAUUUUCCCCUUCUUUAAGCAAAACGUCAGUCAAAUACUUGCCACACACACAGAAAAGACCUUGUUAAGGUUUGCACGGGGCUGAAUUAACCCCUAGUUGUAAGAAGACAGAUCGGUCCCCUGUGGGAAGGGGAGGGGAGGGUGAAAUGUCUUUAUUAUUAUUAUUAUUCCUAAAUAUUUGAGUGUUGAUGUCUGCAACAUAAAGCUUUGUUAUGGCAGUUGAAAUUUCACAGAAGAGUGCAGUAAAUCCGCAGUUACUAUGUGACACUAGAAAUUGUACUGUAAAGAACUAUGAAUGACUUUCUCUGCUUUGUAAACUAUACAGCUUAGUAGCCCAAGAGAAGGGAUGAAAACAGAUCUAGCCAUUUCAGUUUGCUCUUGGCCCAGUUCUGCACUGGAGCUUGCCAUGUCCAUCUCCCCUUUCAGUAUUUUAAAAGGGCUUGCUUUCUACUCUCUGGAAUAUUGUAUAGCAUCACCUACAUGAGCAACGUCUUCCUGAAUAUAUAGUAUCCAUGAGGACACUAUGUAAAGAUAUCACUAUAUGGAGUGUUUAUGUCUACUUUGUUUUACUUGUGGGUACCUUUAAAAGAUGUCUGGAAGCUGUUUGCCUUCCAAAAUGUGUAUACAUGUCUAUUUGUGGCUGGUUAACUCAGUCUCAAACCUGCAGAGUUUGCUGAUGAGGGUGUGUACAUACGUUUUACUAAAAACCUCUCUGCAAGAAGUUGAUUCUUUGUUAUGUGACGUCUCACCUCUUUCUACUGUUUCAUGGUUAGGGAGAGCCAGAGAAAAUUCACCUGCAGCACAAAAAGCCAUUUGAAUGCCAGUUCUAAUGUUCAUUAGCUGCUUCUGUUUCCAAGGAAUGCAGUUUCGCCUCUUCUCUAUACAUCCUGUACUUUGCCAUUACCAUUUGCCAAAAAUGACCUCUGUGUUUUAGGAGUGGUCAAAGCUCUUGAUUGUUCAAGGAACCUUUUGUGUGCAACAGGUUUUAGAGAAAGAUAAACUUUCUAGAUAGGCAAAGCUUCCAAAGUUUGAAUCCAGAUCGAAACUUCAGGUGUAGCUAGAUCAAGGUUACUGGUUUGACCCAAGGGCCAGCUGCAACACUGAGUUCUAAAUACUUUAGUAAGGUUUAGGAGCAGGGGAUGCUUUAAUGUUGGGUUAUGGCUCAGAUGUGUCUCUAGUUGGGAAGUAUUCACUGACCUUGAUUUGCAUCUUGAAGGCAUUGUGCAAUAUCCAUCCUUUUUAGAACAGUCAGUUAUGAAUGUCAGGUUUUCCAUACCUCUUCUUACAUUUCUUCCACUGCCCAUACAAGACCUGGAUUGUUGCAGCACAACUGUGACCCUUGGGUAUCACUUCUGGAGGUGUCACAGGAGAAGUUGCUGGUCUUUUCUUGUGCUGCCCUGUUGUAUCCCAGGGAUCUCUGUCACCCAUUGUAUUGAAGAAAGUAGCGUUUUCCAAAGCCAUCAAAGCCAAGAUUCAUCUCAUCUGACUUUGGAUGUUGACAAUGUAGAUAUUUAUACCUGAGUUUCCUUUAUGGCCAUAGGAGAGUGACGGACACUUCUGACCUAUUUUACAGUUGCGCAUUAGGUGUAAAUGAAUCACACCUUAAAAAAAUGCAUAUUUCUGUCCAUUGGCGAUAAAGGAAGCUCAGCACAAUUAGUUCAGACACGGACAUUGGCAAUGCAGACUCAUCCAGAUUCCGUAAGAUUAACCUCACUUAAAAUGACCAAAUAUCAAGUGAAAGAGAAAAGAAAAAAACCUUCAACUUGCCUCCCAAGCAUCUAUUUUAGGGAUACAUCCCAAGAGUAACUCAGCUGAAAUUUUAUGUUUGGCUUAUGAGGUUUUUAUGCAGAACAGAUAGUUUAAAAAUUGCCACUGGAAUUCCCCUAGCAGAUAAUGGUGAGCUAAGAAAUCAGAAGAUGUCAAUAUUGAAGGUGGGCUCUCACAAAUGAGCCGGAGUUUGAUGAGAUGUCAAACCAGCUUCUCUCUCAAUAUCAUGCAUGCGCAGUAGCACUUGUAUAUACCAGACACAAGAUAUAUAGAUUACACUCUGCGACUAGAAGUUUUUUAUUUCUACAUCAGUGCAGGAGUGGAGCAGAAAACAAACGAGAUCUUCCAUGGAUGUCAUUUUAUUACUUUAUUUAUCAACCAUUUUCCAGAUCCACCAAGAAAGGUGGAUCCUUCCAGUUCACACUGGAAUCAUUUGGGGAUGGGGAGUCCAUAUUUUUUAAAUCCUUCUCCUUUCUUUGCUUAUUUUGCUUUCAGUCCUUUUCAAUAAAUUCUGCCCUUUUCUGCAGCACCUGUUCAGCUCAAAUGGAGCUACAUAAGCACCUGCGAAGAAAGGACAUAGCACAUGCAAAACAAUUUGGCGCUCUGAUACAUGCCGCAUAUUGGAUCUUCAUUAUACACUUUUUUUCAAGUUACCAUAAGUCCCCUGGGAUAUUGCGCAUAUUCAUUUAAUGUCUGGUUUUAUAUAUGGUCUACAUAAGCUGCCAAGAACCCUGUGUGAAUUUCCUACUUGUUUUGGUUUCAUUCCCUCAAAGUCUAUUGUUUUGAAUUCAUUGCUGAGAUAACUCUGUUGAAGUCAACAGAUUUAUUGCCGUGAUAUAUCUGGCUUUGCAUGCUUUCUAUUUGGUAAAAAGUGAAAUCAUGACAAAUGAACCUCUUACAUUGUU
This is a messenger RNA of Aquila chrysaetos chrysaetos, 6627 nucleotides long. It is a transcript of the gene PTCHD4, whose product is annotated as patched domain containing 4. Lineage: Eukaryota; Metazoa; Chordata; Aves; Accipitriformes; Accipitridae. Gene Ontology annotation, cellular component: membrane. The record is from RefSeq and is a predicted model, not a curated record. The transcript is spliced from 3 exons. The coding region runs from base 152 to 2866 and encodes 904 amino acids.